GACAAGAUCUAAUAUGGUGGCCCUGUAAAUGCAUGGUACACGUUGCGAGGUCCCCUCUGUCCGACUUGCGGCUAUUUAUUUCCUUUAAAAUUGAGUAUACCUCUCCUUUCGUCUCGCGAAUCUUCGCAUAACUUCGACAGUGUCACGAUGGCAGACUCAAGUUUAGACCAGUUCUUCGCUAAGAAAGACAAAAACAAGAAAAAGACUAAAGGGAAAGUGACUUCCGAACAAAUCGCCAAGAAGAUGGCAGAUAGCGGCGAGAGCCGCGAGAGCGCCGAGAAGAGUCUCAAGAAGGAGAAGGAGAAACAGGAGAAUUCGUCGGGAAAGCUGUCUGUCACAAUCCCUUCGCUUGCACAGGGUGAAGAGGAGUGGAAUGACUUCGAGGAGGAGAAAGAAGUAGAUUACAGCGGUCUGCGAAUUCAGGCGCUCACAAUUGCGUAAGUGUGCAAGUCGGCCGGCUUUAGAAUUAGCUAGUCGUCGUUCAUUGGUUUAACCGGCAGCCCAUCGCAU
Molecule: messenger RNA, 510 nt
Organism: Dermacentor silvarum
Lineage: Eukaryota; Metazoa; Arthropoda; Arachnida; Ixodida; Ixodidae
Product: protein CDV3 homolog
Exons: 2
Coding region: 148-441 (97 amino acids)
Cellular component (GO): cytoplasm
Source: RefSeq, a predicted model, not a curated record